AUGAAGCUGACGGACAACGUGCUGCGCAGCUUCCGAGUGGCCAAGGUGUUCCGGGAGAACAACGACAAGAUCAACUGCUUCGACUUCUCCCCCAACGGCGAGACCCUCAUCUCCAGCAGCGACGACGACUCUAUCGUCCUCUACGACUGCCAGGAGGGCAAGCCAAAGAGGACAUUGUACAGUAAGAAGUAUGGAGUUGAUCUGAUUAGGUACACACAUGCAGCAAACACUGUGGUUUACAGCUCAAACAAAAUUGAUGAUACCAUUCGUUACUUGUCACUUCAUGACAACAAGUACAUUAGAUACUUCCAUGGUCACAGUAAGAGGGUUGUGGCGCUAUGUAUGUCUCCUGUGGAUGACACCUUUAUGUCUAGUUCUUUGGAUAAAACUAUCAGAUUAUGGGACCUCAGAUCACCCAAUUGCCAGGGCUUAAUGCAUCUUCAAGGGCGGCCAACGUGUUCUUUUGAUCCUGAGGGACUUAUUUUUGCAGCUGGCGUGAAUUCUGAGAUAAUUAAACUUUAUGAUUUGCGGUCAUUUGACAAGGGUCCUUUUGCCACAUUUAAGAUGCAGCAUGAACGAACUUGCGAGUGGACAGGAUUGAAAUUCAGCAAUGAUGGAAAGCUGAUGCUGGUCUCUACCAAUGGUGGCAUGGUUCGACUCAUUGAUGCUUUCAAAGGAGCAGUACUGCAAACGUUUGGGGGAUUCAACAACAGCAAGGGUAUUAGUUUGGAGGCAUCGUUCACUCCAGAUUCUCAGUUUGUGAUGAUAGGAUCAGAGGAUGGUAAAGUUCAUGUGUGGAAUGCUGAAAGUGGCUUAAAGGUGGCUGUCUUAGAUGGAAAACAUACAGGUCCAGUUUCUUGCCUUCAGUUUAAUCCCAAAUUUAUGACAUUUGCCAGUGCAUGUUCUAACAUGGCAUUUUGGCUACCCACGAUUGACGACUGAAGUAAAAUUUUGAAUAAUUUUUUAAUAAACUCUUCGAUCGGAGCCUGACUGAAUCCAGAAAGUUUGGUGUCCAGGUUUUUUUUUAGAAUUUCUUCGGUGAGAGUAGUUUGAACUUGAUCACAGACCGAUGAUUCAAAAUAUUUUGCCUGGAUGCUAUUGGUAAUACUAAUGAUGGUUACAGAUACUUGCAGAUACAAGAAAUACAAAAAAAUGAAGAUGGUGUCUCCAGAUCUUUUACAUCCUCGCAUGGUCUUUGGAAUUUUGAGCUUCCAUGACUUCAUUUCUUUCUUCUGAGCAUGUGGAAACUUCAUUUACACUUGUUUUUAAAACUAUUCCUUGAAAAUAUGUGGACAUUAUAUGUGGGCCAUCACCAAUUGUCUAAAAGCACAGCUGACCAGGAGGUUUUCGUGGUCAGUGCCAUUGCUAUGGUGAUUUUUGUGUCCAACAAUUCUGCCGUUUCACGGUUUUAAGAGUCAAGAACCCAUUACAGUGUUUUGUCAAUGAUCUUGUUUGGAUCAAAUGGACGAUUUUUUGAAAGACUUGAGCAAAAAAACUGGGAAAAUGCACAGUAGUACUAUGAUUAGUAUUUUGGUUGUAGGUGUCUAUCAUUUGCCUAAAGGGGAAACUUUCUCUCCUGAGUUUUCCAUCAAUGUCUCGUCUUUUUGGAAAAAUUGAGUUGGUUCAUUUGCUGUGGUAAUCAGACCAACUGAUUAUAUUCCUUUUGCAGAGAUAUAUAUCCGUGUUACUAUAUUGUAUAUUUGUGUACAGUUUUAAAUGAUAUUAAUUCAGAACAAAGUUUGAAGCAGCUUUGGGAUGUUUUAUGUAAAUAUACAGUGGGUGGUUUGUUUUUGCAAUUUUUAGCAAAAACAAAUUACGUUAUUCAGCUGUAAUCUGUACUUGUAAAAGGUGUAGAUGCGUUUUGCAAUGUGGGUGCUUUAAAAAAAACAAAAACUUUGGGUGUUUUAAUGUGCCAAAGAUGUAUUUUUGUUCAACCAGAAUAAUAGUGUGCAAUGCAGAAACUUGAACGUCUGAUUCAUGGUAUUAAAAAGUUGAGCAGCAUAUCCAAAGGAAAGUGGUUUAUAUUUCAGUGGAGAUUGCAAUAUUGGAAAUAUACUAAUUCUGUCUGGCAAAUUGCCUUCUCUUUUGCUCUUCUGGGGAAAAUUGAAAUGGCUUAACAUCCAUUGUUUAUGAAAAUUUGCAGUCGGGGCAAAUCUCAAAUAUAAAACAUUUAUGACUAGAAAUGUAUGGGCUUGGGAAAGAACCUCUUUCAUUCUGUAUAGCGGCUGACUCAAAUGAUGUUGCCCAUCUCCUUUGAAAUGUUAAUGCAGGAGAGAAUAUUCAAGAUUAGUGGGUGGAAUUGGGGAAGUUAUCGGAUAAAAUUUCAAGAAUUCAAAUUGUCCGAUCAAUUUUGCCUUUCUUUUCAAGUGAGCCCCACAGUUUUGAUAAUUGCAUAAUCCUGGUGGAAACUUGGUGUACAAAAAAAAAAGCCCACCUGAUUUUGUGAGCAAGUUGUGUUGCAAAAUCGUCUUGUAGCCAACAUGAGAUUGUGUUGACAAACUUUUGAUCUUUGGUGCUUUCUAACAUACAACCUUGUAAAUACUGAACCAUUGUCCAGUCGGAAAAUAUACUUUGUGUACAGAAUAUAAUGAAAGGGAAGCGGCGAUUACCAUUGUAGACUUGAAUUGAUCCCUCUUUCACUAUUCAUGAAUGAGAUGACAACUCGCGCACUAACCUUCCAUUUUGUGUCCAGUGCAACUCCAUCUCCUUUGUAGUAUUGAUUUCUGUUUGUUUUCUAAUACAUGUUUGUAACUGAGCAUGUUAUCUUAUGGAUGUUUUGCCAUUAAAGUACUGCAUUGGUA
Molecule: messenger RNA, 2801 nt
Organism: Leucoraja erinaceus (little skate)
Lineage: Eukaryota; Metazoa; Chordata; Chondrichthyes; Rajiformes; Rajidae
Gene: wdr82
Product: WD repeat domain 82
Exons: 9
Coding region: 1-942 (313 amino acids)
Cellular component (GO): Set1C/COMPASS complex
Molecular function (GO): protein binding; chromatin binding
Source: RefSeq, a predicted model, not a curated record